GUUUGCGUUGAAGGCGGAGUUGAGUCUAUUAAAGUCCACAUUGAAACCGCGGAGGAGUCAGUAGUGGCUCUCGCUUUCACUGGAAUAAAGAGAGGUGUCUUUAUAUUUUCUUAACAGUACGAGCCUGAGUGUUUGGUUUGGACUUCAGUGGAAACCGGACUGUUUUCACCUGCGGUAACAGACGAACUAACCUCUGGAAGUGAUAGGUGCUGUAGAUAUCCAAAAAUGAAGCACCUGUCAUUAUUGUGCCUGUAUGCUCUGGUGAGCUUGUAUAGCCAUCAGGGUGUGUUGUCCCAGACUCCCUCCUAUGGUGAGCGGGGAUCAGAUCUUGGCAUGCAGGUGUUUCAGCAAGUAGCCCGCUCCAAGCCUCUGGAAAAUGUGUGUUUUUCACCCCAUGGAGUGGCUUCCAUCCUUGGCAUGCUGCUACCAGGAGCCAAUGGGGAAACCCGAAAACAGCUCCUCAAUGCACUCCGUUACAAGAAAAAUGGUCCUUAUAAGAUGUUGAGGAAGCUGCACAAGAGCUUGACGGCAAAGUCCAACCAGGAUAUAGUUUUAAUCGCCAAUGGCUUGUUCAGCCAGAAGGGUUUCCCCAUGGAGGACGCAUUUGUAGCCACCAACAAAGCCAACUUCCAAUGUGAGAGCAGGAACCUGGACUUUGCCAACAACCAGGAGGCAGCAGAAGAAAUCAAUGCUUGGGUCAACAAUAAGACCAAAGGUCACAUCCCCAGCCUGAUCAAAGCAGACAUGCUGGACCCGGCUCUGACCCGUCUGGUCGUUGUCAAUUCAAUCUACUUCAAAGGCUUAUGGAAGUCCCGCUUCCAGCCCGAGAACACCAAGAUGAGGCCCUUCAACGGCGGCAACGGGAAUGUAUAUAAGGUCCCGAUGAUGUCCCAGCUAUCUCUCUUCAACAUCGGCUUGGCCACCACGCCUAAUGGACUGAAAUAUAAGGUCAUCGAGCUGCCCUAUCACGGCAACACGAUCAGCAUGCUGAUUGUCCUUCCCAGCGAAGAGGACACACCUCUGUCCAGUGUGAUCCCACACAUCAGCACAGCCACGGUGCAGAGCUGGUCCAAAGUGAUGCACAUGAUGAAAGUCCGCCUGCUUAUUCCCAAGUUUUCUGCUGAUGCAGAGGUAGAUUUGGAAGCUCCCCUCGCAGCCCUGGGAAUAACGGACAUGUUCAACGAGGCCAAAGCUGACUUCAGAGGCCUGAGUGCCCACAAAGUCUGUGUAUCCAGAGCACUCCAGAAAGUCAAAAUAGUGGUGAAUGAAGAUGGAACAAAAGCAGCAGCUGCCACUACUGCCAUUUUGCUGGCUCGGUCCUCUCCACCUUGGGUUUCAGUGGACAGACCUUUCCUCUUCCUCAUCCGACAUAACCAAACAGGUACCAUUCUCUUUAUGGGCCAGAUCAACCAGCCUUGAGUCCAGCCAUCACUGGCCAGCCCCUGGUAGCGUCAUAGGCCAGCACAGGAAAUGCUUAUACACUGCCAUGCAUGAACACAUGAACACAUGAACACACACACACACACACAAACACGUGCGCACACACAUGCGCGCGCACACACACACACACAUACACACAACACACACUUUGCUGUAGACUUAUGUACAAUGUGGACAUUUGAUAUUAUUUGUUUUAAGUAUUGCUUUUUAUGUUACCCAUUUCCUAUAAUGCAUAACAUGCUUUAUAAAAGUGUUUUGCGGACUAAAUUUUCCAGCUGUUUUUAAUUUUUUUGUACACUUUAUUUUGAAUUAUGUUUUUAAAAGACUUUGAAUGUCAAUUGUGUAUUUUCUGAAGUCUGGAGUAGGAUAAUCAGUUUAUUUAUCAUGUCACUUUUUCGGUUCAAACGUUCUCCAUCUCAAGUCAUGACACUCCAGUCUUUCUUCAGUUUCUUCAAGUUAUGACAAUGUAACUCACACCUCAGCUGUUUGAAGGUGAUUGUUUCCCUCACUGAGGAAGUCUUCUGUUGUCAUGUUUGCUGCAUGUUUGAUAAA
Molecule: messenger RNA, 1992 nt
Organism: Scomber scombrus (Atlantic mackerel)
Lineage: Eukaryota; Metazoa; Chordata; Actinopteri; Scombriformes; Scombridae
Gene: serpine2
Product: serpin peptidase inhibitor, clade E (nexin, plasminogen activator inhibitor type 1), member 2
Exons: 9
Coding region: 226-1419 (397 amino acids)
Biological process (GO): negative regulation of plasminogen activation; negative regulation of endopeptidase activity
Molecular function (GO): serine-type endopeptidase inhibitor activity
Source: RefSeq, a predicted model, not a curated record